AUGGGUAGCAACAAGACUAUAGUUUGGUUUAGAAGGGACCUCAGGAUUGAGGAUAAUCCUGCCUUAGCUGCUGCUGCUAGGGAUGGUAGCGUCUUCCCUGUUUAUAUAUGGUGUCCUCAAGAUGAAGGACAAUUUUACCCGGGUCGAGUUUCGAGGUGGUGGCUAAAGCAGUCUCUUGCUCACUUGGACCAUUCCCUGAGAUCCCUUGGGGCUGAACUUGUGCUAAUCAGAACCCAGAGCACUCUUGCUGCUCUCUUGGAGUGCAUUGAAGCCAUUGGAGCUACAAAAGUAGUAUUCAACCAUCUUUAUGAUCCUAUUUCACUUGUUUGUGAUCACAACAUCAAAGGAAAGCUGGUGGAGCUAGGCAUUUCUGUGCAAAGCUACAAUGCAGAUCUGUUGAAUGAGCCAUGGGAAGUAUAUGAUGCAAGAGGGCAAGCUUUUACAACCUUUGAGGCGUACUGGGACAAGUCCUUAAACAUGCAAUGGGAACAUGUCACACUCCUUCCUCCAUGGAAAUUGGUGCCAGCAACAGGAAAUGUAGCAAAAUGUUCAAUUGAGGAAUUGGGUCUUGAAAAUGAAACAGAAAAAUCUAGCAAUGCCCUCUUAGCAAGAGCAUGGUCUCCUGGUUGGAGCAAUGCCGAUAAGGCUCUAAGUGAAUUUUCUGAGUUGCACCUGCUUCAAUAUUCAAAGAACAGGACAAAGGUUGGGCAAAACUCUACAUCACUUUUGUCCCCAUAUCUUCAUUUUGGAGAACUGAGCGUGAGGAAAGUUUUCCAGUUAGCUCGAAUGAAGCAGAUACUGUGGGCAAAAGAAGGGAACUCUAUAGGGGUUGAGAGUGUGACUCUUUUCCUGAGGGCCAUUGGGCUUAGAGAAUACUCACGGUAUCUUUGUUUUAACUUUCCGUUCACUCAUGAGAGACCACUGCUCAGCAACUUGAAUUUUUUUCCUUGGCAAGCUGACCAGAACAAUUUUAAGGCUUGGAGACAAGGUCGGACCGGGUACCCUUUAGUUGAUGCAGGAAUGAGAGAGCUAUGGGCAACCGGGUGGAUACACAACAGAAUAAGAGUGAUCGUAUCAAGUUUUGCUGUGAAAGUAUUGCUUCUUCCGUGGAAAUGGGGGAAUGAAUAUAUCUCAGGGAGCUUACCAGAUGGCCAUGAGCUUGAGCGUUUGGACAGUCCAGAGGUUCAAGGCUCAAAAUUUGACCCGGAGGGUGAAUAUGUAAGGCAUUGGCUGCCUGAGUUAGCGCGUUUGCCAACUGAGUGGAUCCAUCAUCCUUGGGAUGCGCCUGAUAAUGUGCUUAAAGUUUCGGGGGUAGAGUUAGGAUUUAACUAUCCAAAACCUUUCAUUGAGAUAGAUUUGGCUAGAGAACAUUUGACCAAGGCUAUAUUCAAGAUGUGGGAAAUGGAAGCAGCAGCAAAGGCUGCAAACUCAAAUGGCACAGAUGAAGUUGUUGUUGACAAUUCCGAUGGAAUUGAAAGUUUGCCUAUCCCAAAAGUGAUCUUAAAGAAUAAUGCUCCUUGUCCUACUUACUCAUCGAAUGAUCAGAAGGUGCCUACAUGUCAAAAUUCCAAGAGUAACCAAUUUAAUAGGAAGAGAUCCAAACAUAUGCAAGAAGAAAGGCCACUCCAAGAUAAUUUGCACAGUCCUAAUGAAGCUGGGACCUCGAGAACAAAUGAAGAUUGCAGCUCUACAGCUGAAUCUUCAAUGUCUAAGAAGCAGACAACAAGCAGAAAUUCAUUUUCUGUUCCACAGUCAUGUUCCUCAUCAAAAGACAACUCUUUUUUGGAGUGUGAAUCUUCUGACAUGAAGCAGUCAUGGCAAGAACAGAUUGACAUGGAACAGAGUUCUAGCAAAGAUGGUAAGCAAAGAAUUAACUAA
Prunus armeniaca (apricot) is the source of this 1878-nucleotide messenger RNA. The record is from the annotation of a GenBank genome assembly. NCBI's taxonomy places the organism in Eukaryota, Viridiplantae, Streptophyta, Magnoliopsida, Rosales, Rosaceae.